Plutella xylostella (diamondback moth) is the source of this 3593-nucleotide messenger RNA. RefSeq names its product kinesin family member pavarotti (gene pav). Gene Ontology annotation, molecular function: ATP hydrolysis activity; microtubule motor activity; ATP binding. Gene Ontology annotation, cellular component: microtubule; nucleus; kinesin complex. Lineage: Eukaryota; Metazoa; Arthropoda; Insecta; Lepidoptera; Plutellidae. The record is from RefSeq and is a predicted model, not a curated record. Gene Ontology annotation, biological process: microtubule-based movement; mitotic spindle midzone assembly.
GCGUCGAAAUAGCCACAAACAAGAUAGCGCUAUAGCAUUUUGCAUAAGCUAGAAAGAGAGAGAAAUAUAUUUGUAUACCCUCGUAAUUUCAUUUUUUACAUCAGUCAAAAUCGUCAUCGAAACCAACCGUUGCUUCAAUUUUGAACCGUUGAAAAGCGAAAACAAAUAGGAAAUACGCCUUUUACAAGAAUUUUUCGAAGAAAUUGCGUGCUGUGACUGUGUAAAAGUGAAAAUGAAGUCGGCCAGAUCAAAACCUCGGCUGAACGAGUUGCGGACUCCGGCCAGGAGCAGAAACAACUUGAUCCAAGGUGAUCGCGACCCGGUGAAUGUAUUUUGUAGAUUACGACCCAUGCAAAGGGAUACCGAUGUGGCCUGCAUCAAGAUACUGUCGCCCACCACGAUACUAUGCACGCCCCCGGCCUCCGCGAUCAGCUACAGAAACGAAAACAGCAAAGCCAUGAAAUACUCUUUCAAAGAGGUUUUCCGUCCAGAAACUAACCAGCCCGAGGUGUUUGACAAAGUCGCCCUGCCCCUCGUCGAGGGUCUGAUCAAGGGGAAGAACGGUCUCAUGUUCACGUACGGCGUAACGGGCAGCGGCAAGACAUUCACUAUGACUGGGGACCCACAGAACUGUGGCAUCCUGCCCAGAGCUUUAAACAUCAUAUUCAAGACUAUCGGAGACCUUCAAGCCCACAAAUACGUGUUCAAGCCGGACAAAAUGAACAUGUUUGAUAUACAGAGUGAGGCGGAGGCCAUGUUGGAGCGACAACAGGAGCUUCACAAGCUGAAAACAGGGAAGAAGAACAAUUCCAACCCUGACUUGGCCAUGUCUUCUAUGGAGCUCACGAAAAUUGAAGGAAUCAACGAGGAUAACCAGUAUGCUGUGUUUGUGACAUAUGUGGAGAUUUACAACAACAGUGUGUUUGAUCUCUUAGAAGACGGACCUCCCGUCUGCAAGAAUCUUCCCGUGAAAAUUAUCAGAGAAGAUGCAGCCCACAACAUGUACGUCCAUGGAGUUACUGAGAUUGAAAUCAAGUCGGCUGAGGAGGCUUUUGAUGCCUUCUAUCUGGGGCUGAAGAGGAAGAGGAUGGCACACACUACUUUGAAUGCUGAAUCAAGUCGCAGUCACUCGGUGUUCACCAUCAGGCUGGUGCAGGCACCGGUCGAUGAAAUGGGAGAGUCGGUUAUUCAGAACAAAAAGUUUCUAUCCAUCAGUCAGCUCAGUUUGGUGGACUUAGCCGGCAGCGAGAGGACAAACAGAACGAAGAAUACUGGCCAAAGAUUGAGGGAGGCAGGGAACAUAAACAAGUCUCUCAUGACACUCAGAACUUGCUUGGAAGCCUUGAGGGAGAACCAGGUCAAUGGAGCUAAUAACAUGGUCCCAUACCGUGAAUCAAAGAUCACACACUUGUUCAAAAACUUCUUUGAAGGCGAGGGUCAAGUCAGAAUGGUGGUCUGUGCCAACCCACGCGCUGAAGACUAUGAUGAGACAGUCCAGGUGAUGAGAUUCGCUGAGGUGGCUGCUGAAGUGGAGGUAGCAAAGCCGCAAGUCAUGGAUAUGGGAGCCGUUAUGGGAUUGACAUCCGGCCGUCGCAAGGCUCACCGUCUCUUUACCACUGCCCGAGACAACCUGGCCAGGGCUGAUGCUAAAGACCUGGAACUAGAUCUUGGACUCGUCUACAGUCUGGGUCCAGACUUCCCGAGUUUGGAGCUGAACAGCUCACAAGCAGCUCACAUAAUCAAGGAAUUGAUGGCGCAUUUGGAAAUGCGUUUGAGUCGGCGAGAGACUUUGAAGAGAAGCAAGGCAAUCAAAGACGAGAGACUCAGAUCUGCUCUUUUGGAUUUGGAGAAAGAGUCUCUCGAAGUGAGGAGUGAGAACUCGGCCUUGAAAGCCCAGCUCGCGGCGGCGGAGCGCCGGGUCCGGGCUCUAGAGGAGCGCCUGACAGCCACAGAGUCCACCUCGCUCUCCCAUCAGCGGAAACUCGCCGAACUGACCGAAUACACCUCUAACCUGAAGCGAGACCUGCAAGAGAAGGAGCUCCUCCUCAGCCAGAACAAACUGGACAAGGAAAAACAGAAGAAAAUCCUCGAGAGGAAAUACAAUCACAAGAUCGCGGCCGAGCACGAAAAGGCCAAAGAAAUCCGCUCGGAAAAAGACCGCCUACGCAACGCGGUGGAAGACAAAGAGAAUCGCCUUAGAAUGAUAGCGGAAGCCCUAAAUGUUGAGCGUGGAGACAACAUGGAGUUCAACCUGAAGUGUACGGGGGACAUGGGCGCGCAGACCAGCGAGCGCGGCUUCACCCCCGGCUCAACGCCUAGGGCUCUCCCUGCCCAUCUUCUGACGCCAUUCAGCGCGGCCCGCGACUCCCGCGAGACGCCCGCGUCCUCCCGUCGCGGCGUCGCCGUCGCCAACCCUAGACACAAGCGCUCGCUCUCAGCCGACGGCCGCGGCUGGGUCGAACACGCGCCUAACAAACUAGUCCCCAUGGGCACCGUCCUCAAGCCAAGCAUUCACAACAGCAAAGUCGUCAACAAACUCACAAACGUCAAAGACAUCGCCAAUUCGAAAACUUCAAAAUACUGCCUCAUUUCCCAAGAGCAGGACACGGAUGGGGAGUUAGAGACGAAGUUGUACAAAGGCGAUGUGGUGCCAACGUGUGGAGGCGGCGCGCAAGUUAUAUUCAACGAUGUUGAGAUGCUGAAGCAGUUUUCGCCGAAUCGAGAGUCGCGCGAAAACCGAUCGUCGGUGUCGGAGCGUCGGUCGAACUGCGCUCGUCAUUCGGGGAAAAGGCGGGAAACUGCCAGCUCGCCUCCACAGACACCCUCGAACAGCAGCAAGAAGCAAAGAGUAGACGAUGACUGAGGCCUUUCAUAAAAGUGAAAGGAGGUUGAGAACUUCAUGCUCACGAAAAAGACUGUCCACUAACACUUUUGUUUAUGUAAAAAAAGUGUUGUGUGUUCAGGUUUUCAGUAUUUCUUAUGAUUCGGAAGUUCCCUGCUUAUUUAUGCUAGCUAUGUUUGGUUUGAUGACUUGUUUAUAAACUUGAUUGAAUGGAUUUUUUUCAGUCCUGUAGAUUGCGAUUCUUAGAUCUAAAAUGAAGAUGGUAUUCUUCUGACUGUGAUUAUGUUAAUUAUAAUUAUUGUGUAAGAUUCUUCUGUACCUAGAUUAUGCGGGUUAUAUCUACCGAUCAUGUCAUGUUUUUUAGGGAUUUGCUCAUAUUUAACCUAUAUUUAUAAACUAACGAAGUAAGGUGUAGCCUAAAUUGACAUAUUGUAAUAAUUUUUUUGAUGUUAUAAAGUACUUAAAGACUUACAGCCUUAGCAAUAAACCUGGUAUAACUUUUGAAUAGCUAUUGAAUAGUUUUGUGUCACUUUGACUUUCUAAACGUUAUUGUAUGUUUAUUUGAUACAAAGAUUUGAUUUAAAUUAUGAUAAGGGGUUGAGGUUCUAGAUUAUAUAUUUUAAGUUGAUAUUUGUAGCACAGUAUUGUAUGUUUGUUGGAGUGUAAUUUAAAAAUAUGUUGUAUGAUAGAACAUGUACCUUUACUCUGUAAUGUAUUGGAAGUGUAUAAAAUACAUUUUGUUAUUCAGUAA